Megalopta genalis is the source of this 1784-nucleotide messenger RNA. RefSeq lists its product as uncharacterized. Lineage: Eukaryota; Metazoa; Arthropoda; Insecta; Hymenoptera; Halictidae. The record is from RefSeq and is a predicted model, not a curated record.
ACACGACUGACCCAUUGCUUUCCCUGUAAAAGUGAAGAGUUAAAUCAGGUUGACUCUUUCUCCCUGCUCUGUAUGGUCGAGUACCAACCAAUGUCCUAUCAGUAUGUGCACAUCAAGAUCGCUUUUACCUUUUUGCGAGCGAGGAGGGAUUCCUAGGAGUAUAAAACCGUAAGGAACAGACACGCAUGCCAGUAUGUGUGUAGUUUGAAUUUAGUGAAGGAACACCGGCUUCGCAGCGGGUCCGUAGGCACGUAAGCUCCGUCGUCUAAUCCAGGACCUCCCCUGCCAUGGCGAAAAUCAUUUCGCUUAAGGCGGUGAUCUUCGGCAGCAUCCUGUUAGUGCGCGCCGAACCACCGGUCACCAGCUACUCGAUCACGGGGGACAAUGCGUUCGAGUACAACAGCAACAUCAUCAAGGACGGCCACAGAGAGAACACGGACUUUUACUCGGCCGGGACCAGUGGACAAUCGUUGAGCAACGGUAGAAGCCAACCCAGCCUCGAGGAUAGUCUGAGAGGCAGUUCUUACAGCGGAUUUUCGCAGAACGCGCACAAUCCUGGCUACCAAGGAUUCUCCAGUAAUGCGCGUGACAGUCUCGGUGCAAGCUCCUACUUCAUGAACGAUCCUAUUCAAUCGUCGUUCGAGAGCUACACGAACGCCAACAACAAUAACAACAACAACGGGGACUCGACUUUCAGCGGGUAUGCUCAGAGCAUGGAUCAAGCGGGAUCCGAGUUCAACCAGGCGAUGUCGUUCUCCAGCGGCAAACACAAGAGUCCAGAAUAUAUGAGAUUCUCCGACAACUUGCCUGGAGCCACCAGCACCGGAAGCUUUCCCGGGCUGACGUCCGAAAGUUCUUCUUUCAGAGACUAUUCCGCGGAUGCGUUCAGGGGCCACACGACGGCCACAGGAGGAUACAUGGACGGCGAUCAAACGUUCACCAGAGAGCCUUCCAGCUUGUUGAACAGUCCUAGCACCGACUACUCUUACGGGAAACACAAGGAGAGCGUGUUCGGAGCUGGUAGCGGCAAGUACGCGAACGACGUCUACUCUCUUCAUCCCGAGAAUCGCUACGUGCGAGGCAGCCAUGGAAACGGGGCGAGAGAUUACGUUUCUCCGAUGUACCUGCCAAUGUCCGCCGGUAGUAGUACUCUGCUCAAUAACUUGAGGGGAACCUCCGAUCUUUCCCAAUACGGUACGGCGAGUACAGCGAACACGGGGAAGUAUAGCAAAUAUAACAAGUACCUGGGAGACUAUGCCCUUAACGCUGGUUACAACUAUCUCUCGAAGGAACCAGAGCCUGAUUACUCGUUCGGUAAUUACGGUAAUUACGGUAAUUACGGUAAAGGUAAGACAACAGCGUUCAAAGACAGUAGGCCAAGUAGCUAUAACGCCCAAGCUUAUCUCGGGGACAGGGCACCGUCCUAUCCAACUAAAACUGCUGUGAGCUACAAGGGUAAACCAGGUUACAUCAGCUACUCCGGCAGCUCUUCCGCUGCUUAUGCUACGAUGCCGAGUCUACAUGGUACUUACAAUAGCAACAGCUACACAGACAGUCCCAUACUUAGAAGAUACCGCAGCAGUAGUGGACACGUCCCCGGGCAUGGAACUAUAUAUUCUGGUUAUUAUUAACAGCCUUUGGCCCUUCUGUCUUUUUCGUGUCUUUCUGUGAGAAAUGUGAUGAACAUAUUGUAUUUUGUACAUAUUUAUUGUAUGCCUAUUUAAACCUAAUGAAAACCACAUUGUUGUUUAUACGUUGUUUAAAAUAAAGUUAUCUCAAAUAAU